Amphimedon queenslandica is the source of this 1151-nucleotide messenger RNA. RefSeq names its product bcl-2-like protein 1. The record is from RefSeq and is a predicted model, not a curated record. Gene Ontology annotation, cellular component: mitochondrial outer membrane. The transcript has a single exon. The coding region runs from base 123 to 812 and encodes 229 amino acids. Gene Ontology annotation, biological process: regulation of apoptotic process; intrinsic apoptotic signaling pathway in response to DNA damage; release of cytochrome c from mitochondria. Gene Ontology annotation, molecular function: BH domain binding. Lineage: Eukaryota; Metazoa; Porifera; Demospongiae; Haplosclerida; Niphatidae.
AAUAUCACAAAGGCGUCAAAACAAAAGUCUGCACUCCGCAAAAAUCUAAAGCGAGACUCGAGAAGACUAAACAGAAAACUCACUUAUUCUUCUUAGUUAGACAAAAAGUCCCAUUUUGAGAAAUGGCGGUAGCACUACAACCUCGACAUGUGACAGCUACUUCUCCAGUCCCAGAAGAACGUAGGAAGAAAGACACCACGUGGACACCAUCAUCAACUCAAGCCUCCAAUAUUCUAGCUAAUACUGAUUUCGCCUACCAGACGAAAGAAAUAAUACACGAGACCUUUUACGGUCUCCUAUUGGAGCAAGGACUCAAGCUAAACGGUGGGCAUGUGGAGCCCAUAUUCACUUCAGAAACGAACAGGAAGGUUUAUAGCAGUCUAAUGGGCGCCUGUAAGCAAUUUCUAAGACUACACAGUGACCAGAUUAGGAGAGACAUGGAACAGCUAGAUAUAUCUGAAACUGCCUUGUGCGUCACAUUUCACAGCACCAUGCAUUCAAUGUUUUCCGAUUGCAUAAACUGGGGUAGGAUCGUAGCCCUUAUAUCCUUUGCUGUCCUUGUUGCUUACAAGGCCCACAAGACAUCACGUCAUGUUGUAGAGAGCAUAGAGGGUUGGCUAAUAACCUUCAUAUGUCAGAACUUGAGUCAAUUCAUCAUGAAACAGAAAGGCUGGGCAAGUGUACCAGACAGAUUCAGCUCGAAUAAAAUUGGAGGAGAUAUAGUUGACGCUAAAAAUGGCGGAGGUUCGUGGCUAGCACUAGCAGCAGUCGGAGUAGGAGCUGCCCUUGUUACAGCCUUCUUGUCUAAAUAAUGCUCCAACAGUGUCUUUGUAUCUCUUGCAACAUUAUCCAUUACCAUUUACUCCUCUCAUCAUCCAUUACUAUUUACUCCUCUCAUCAUCCAUUACUAUUUACUCCUCUCAUCAUCCAUUACUAUUUACUCCUCUCAUCCAUCAUCCAUUACUAUCCAUUUACUCCUCAUCUAUUACGAAUCAGUUUGGCCAUAAACGUUAGAUUUCUUUUUCUCACUCCUAAUCAUCUCAUUCUAAAUUUGUACUAUAAUGGAAUGCUCAUUAUUAUUUGUUAUUACUUUGUGUCUUAUUUAUUGAGUUGAUUGAGUUUUUGUCUGUAUUUUGUUUGCUCCACUUUAA